Messenger RNA from Paraglomus brasilianum, 2496 nucleotides. Lineage: Eukaryota; Fungi; Glomeromycota; Glomeromycetes; Paraglomerales; Paraglomeraceae. The record is from the annotation of a GenBank genome assembly.
AUGGGUGUCUGUGUAUCUUGUUGCUUCAGAAAGAGACCAAGAAACGGACUUUAUGAACCACUGUUGCAAGAGAGUGAACGUGAGGCUGUGGCCGUGUUAUUGGAAUAUCUUGAGCAUCGAGACGAAACAAACUUCUUCGAGGGCGAACCAUUACAUUCGCUGUCUACUUUGGCGUUCUCUGAUAAAGUUGAGUUGCAACGGUCUGCUGCAUUGGCGUUCGCUGAAAUUACUGAAAAAGAUGUUAGAGAAGUAGAUCGCGAAACAAUGGAACCAAUUAUGUUCCUCCUUCAAUCUCCUGAUGUUGAGGUGCAGAGAGCCGCAUCCGCCGCACUUGGAAAUCUAGCUGUGGACUCUGAGAACAAACUCCUCAUCGUGCAGAUGGGAGGAUUGGAGCCCUUGAUACGUCAGAUGCUGUCACCUAAUGUUGAAGUUCAGUGUAAUGCUGUUGGAUGCAUAACAAAUUUAGCUACACAUGAUGAAAACAAGUCUAAAAUAGCCAGAUCAGGAGCUCUUGUCCCACUGACACGUCUCGCACGAUCUAAAGACAUGAGAGUACAGAGAAAUGCCACAGGAGCUUUAUUGAAUAUGACUCACUCAGAUGAAAACAGGCAACAGCUCGUAAAUGCUGGAGCUAUUCCGGUGUUAGUCGGGCUACUUAAUUCGCCUGAUACAGAUGUCCAGUAUUAUUGUACAACUGCUCUCAGUAACAUUGCUGUUGACGGUUUCAAUCGUAAGAAACUGGCUUCAACAGAGACUCGGUUAGUCCAAUCGUUAAUUGGAUUAAUGGAUUCAACUUCACUCAAAGUACAAUGUCAAGCUGCACUGGCAUUAAGAAAUCUUGCUUCUGAUGAGAAAUACCAACUCGAAAUAGUCCGCUCAAAAGGCCUCCCACCUCUCCUCCGUCUUCUUCAAUCCUCUUUCCUUCCUCUAAUCCUUUCUUCAGUAGCCUGUAUCCGUAAUAUCUCCAUCCACCCGUUGAACGAAUCUCCUAUAAUCGACGCAGGAUUUCUUCAACCUCUCAUCCAGCUGCUCGCAUAUGAAGAAAAUGAAGAAAUCCAAUGUCAUGCCAUAAGCACGCUAAGAAAUCUUGCCGCAAGUUCAGAGAAAAACAAGCGUGCUAUUGUUGACGCGGGAGCUGUAGAGAGAGUGAAAGAGUUGGUACUGAAUGUGCCAUUGGGCGUACAAAGCGAGAUGACAGCCUGUGUUGCUGUUUUGGCUUUGAGUGACGAACUUAAGCCACGGUUGCUUCAAAUGGGAAUAUGCCAAGUAUUGAUUCCGUUGACUAGUUCUCGUAGUACGGAAGUUCGAGGUAACAGCGCUGCGGCUUUGGGCAACUUGUCGUCUAAAAUACAUGAUUAUACACCGUUCAUACGUGUUUGGACAGAGCCAGAUGGUGGUCUUCAAGGAUAUCUCGAAGAUUUCCUUAAUAGUGAAGACAAAACAUUUCAGCAUAUUGCCAUUUGGACGAUAGUUCAAUUCUUAGAAGGAAAAGAUCCACAGCUUCGUAAAAUUAUUUCGUCUUCGAGUAAGAUAGUAUCAGCUAUAAAUCGUCUGGCGGAGAUCGGGUCAAACUCUGAUGGCGAAGAGCAGUUGUCUGAUGAGGAUGACACUAAUGAAGGAGAUAUCGUAGCGUUAGCGCCGGAUGGCGUAUUCUUCGCUGAACUAAACGAGUUCUUCACCCGUGAAUUAGCCGAGGAAGGUUACUCGGGUGUUGAAGUACGUGUCACUCCCGCCCGUACAGAGAUUAUUAUCCGCGCCACGCACACUCAGGAAGUACUCGGAGAGAGGGGUAGACGAAUCCGAGAGUUGACUGCAUUGAUACAGAAGAGGUUUAAGUUCCCUGAGAAUAUGGUUGAAUUGUACGCAGAAAAAGUAUUGAAUCGAGGAUUGUGUGCUAUUGCACAAUGUGAAAGUUUGCGAUACAAAUUAUUGGCUGGAUUGGCCGUUAGAAGGGCUUGCUAUGGCGUACUUCGUUUUAUCAUGGAAUCAGGUGCAAAAGGCUGUGAAGUUGUUGUAUCCGGUAAACUUCGAGCCGCUCGUGCUAAAUCCAUGAAAUUUGUCGAUGGGUUCAUGAUUCACUCUGGACAGCCAAUUCGCGACUAUGUUGAUACAGCCAUUCGCCACGUUAUGUUAAGGCAGGGUGUGUUAGGGAUCAAAGUAAAGAUUAUGUUGGAUUCAGAUCCCAGCGGUAAAAUGGGUCCGAAGGAUCCUCUUCCUGAUGUCGUUACAAUCAUGGAACCCAAAGAAGAAGCUCCAAUUCUCCAACCAGCUUCCGAGGACUUCACUCGUCCAGCAGAAAGUGUUCCAGUCACUGUUCCAGUCAGUGUUUCAGCCAUUCCUCCUGUGGCGGGUAUUCCUGAAAUAUCACAAGAUUUUCCAACUGCUGAAGUUACUGUACCUGAGUCAGAGGGGUGGAACCCGGGGGAACCUGAAGCUGGAGCUGGAUGGGGCGCUACUGAGACUAAUACUGGUACAGAGUCGGGAGGAGGAUGGUAG